Messenger RNA from Funneliformis geosporum, 2898 nucleotides. The record is from the annotation of a GenBank genome assembly. NCBI's taxonomy places the organism in Eukaryota, Fungi, Glomeromycota, Glomeromycetes, Glomerales, Glomeraceae.
UAUCAUGUAUGGCUAAAAAAUCGAGAAAUAAUAGGCGUAAGACCACAGAACAAUUAUAGCUUCUCAGACUUCAAGUUCAAGGGCAUACUAGGUGAAGGACGAAGUGGAAAGACUCUCCUAUGCGAAUUUCGUGGAGAUAUGAUUGCUUUGAAGAGUGCAGACUUAUCUAAGGCCCCAUCGUAUGUUCUGGAAGAAAUGCAGAAAGAAGUAGAGAUGUAUAAAGAUCUAGCUGAUAUUCAAGGCAAGUAUAUCCCAAAGCUAAUCUGUUAUGGAUAUUAUGGAGGAGGCAUGAGCUUCGUUAUCGGCUUAACCAUCGUUGGCACUACGUUGAGCGACCAAAAAAUAACGGAACAGCAAAAGUCAAGGGCUAUUAAGGGAUUGGAAGCAAUCCACAAACAUGGCAUCCUCCAUAAUGAUAUUCGGGAGGAAAACAUCCUAAUUAAUGAUAAUGAUGACAUCUACUUGAUCGACUUCGGGAUGGCAAGCCGGGAGGACACAAAAAAGAAGAGAAAGCUUUUCGAGGAGGAACAGCUCAAAUUAUCUCAAUUGCUAGAUGGAUAUAUUGAAUUGCAUCACACGUCACCAAAAGAUGAGUCUUCGAUUUCUGAAAUUUCAGCUGAGGCGCCCCUGCCGAAAAAUAAUGUGACCGAAAUUUCUGAAAAAAUCUUGCCUGAAGUAAAUGCAUCAACUACACCCAUGCCAGCUGAGUCAGGGUAUCGAAGGUUAGAUAUGGAAAACCAGGAGGGUUCAUCUGACAUGGAAAAUCCGCCAAGUGUGGAAAACCUAUCUAUUACGGAUGAGGAGGUGGACUUAAACAGUAUGGAGGACGUAGUCAUUAUCGAAAAAAUCUCUACUGAACCUUCAGAGCCACUUGUGACUUUCCCAUGCUGUAAACAUAUAGUACAUUUCGAAUGUAUUAAAAUUAAUCGCAAGUUGUGUCCUAAGUGUCCGACAAACCAUGAUUUGGAAAAAGAAGGUUUUUACAUUUCACCUGAAAUACCUAGAAAAAGAAGGAGGCAAGAGGGUGGACAGAAAACUGCCAGAGGUUCAAAGGCGCAAACUAUCCUUCGUGAGCUGUCUGUCUUUACACUUGAUGAGCUAUCAAUUAAUGCACCUUCCGAAGCUCUGAACAUGCAAGAUGUAUCCAACCAGCUCCACAAGAUGUACUACGACAUUGACGUUGCUGAAAAGAAAGGGGAUCAAGCAAAUAGAGAUGUAGUUCUGAAUUAUUUUCGAUUUGGAAAAGCUCUAUCUGAGCGUCUAGCCGUACUAUUGCAGAAAAAGCCUCCACAGACGGCACAUACAGACCUGAAUAGUGAAGUCCAGGACAAACUCCCAGAUCAUAUGAACAAGUCUAUGGAUGAUCGGCCUGGACCUGAUUACAAAGAAGCAAGAAAUUGGGAGAAGCGUACGUCGGUCAGAGCGGGAUCUUCAUUUCAUUUUCACAACUCAACAAUUACUGGAAAUUCUCUGGGAGGCGACUCGGGAGUAAUCAAUAAUGUUAAAUUUCCAAAGGAGAGAAACCGGGAAAGAGAUCAGAAAGAGAAACAGCAGAGAGGUCGAACACAAGAAAAAUCUAAUUCAUUAGAUCAUAAUACUGUUAAUAAAACAAAAGGUUCCUCAGUUGCGGAAAUAUCUUCGGAAGGAAAACAAACUGAAAGAUGUUCUAAGGAUGGUAGAGAUAAUAAAAACUUGGAUUUUUCAACAAGAUCAGAAAGCACAUUGGAGUGUGAUGAUGAUGACAAUUCUCGAAUAAUGUCUGCAUAUGAUUACGAAAAAUAUAAAAAAUCCUACGCUGAAAUGAAUAAUUCGAAUAAGUGGGUACUCACAACUGGAACUGUUGUGGAGGACGCUCUUUACAAUUUCGGCCUGCGUUGCAAGUAUGAACAUCUUGCUCAUUCGUUUAUACUAGAUCCUGACGACAAUAAUUACCUGAUAGAAAGUGUUUUUACUGAAAGUGAAUUACACGAAAUUCGACAUUAUCAAACCAAGGAAACACCGUUGAUGCCUCUGGAAUUGCUGAAAUUAUUAGAAUAUGAAUCGAACGCUUUGAUGUCAGACCAUUUAGAGUUGUGGAUACUUGUUCACGUUUGGAACUUUACUGAUAAAGUUUUCAAUGAUAUCGAGGAAGUGAAAGUAGUCAGCCUGUCGUCAUCAACAAGGAAAAAUCAUAAAAGAACCGUUCCUGCAGUAGAUAAGAAAAGAAAGAUUCUUGGGAGGAGAGGCGAUAUGAUUAUUCGUAAGAUUACAGACGAGUAUGGGUGCGCAGAAGCAGGUCGACAGUUCGAAGGACAGAAUGGUACAAAAUUGUUACAGGAAAAAGGCCUGAAAAUGCCUAAAAUGAUGAAGGAUAUGUUUGAUCAACUCUGUAGGACUUUUGACCAAGAUGAAAAGAAAACCCGUAAACUGGAAACAAUUGGGUUCCUUCAUGCUGGGCUUAUGAUGACACUUCUGCGUCUAGACUCACCAGCUGGAUAUAUAUGUCGCGUGUCACGAUCAAAGCCUUUCUUUAUUGCUACACAUAUUAAAGAAUUCGGAAAAAAAACACUCCCUGCAAUUGCCUUGACAUGGAAGGCUAAGAAAAUCGUUGAUAAUAUGAUUUGCUUGGUUGGCCAACCCGAUGAAAGUGAUGAAGAAAGUCAACUACAACAUUUACAGGAUAUCUACGAUGUGUCACCACAACCAUCACAAAAACGAAGGGUGAAUUUGCCAACAUGUUUGAAUACUCCAUCAAAGGAUAAUUCUAUAUCUUUGUAUUUUGCAUUAGAUCUGCUUGGGCCUCCACCACCAUUCAAUCUGCUAUCAAGUAUCGUAUCUUGCCCGGAUCCUCAGUGCGAGGGAAAAAAUAAAGAUACUGCUAAAAUUUGUUCGGAUUGUGGAAAGCCAUUAAUGGAAUGA